AAAACUCUAGACAGAAACAAAACAAAACAAAACAAAACAAAACCACUGAGAAAGAUGACUAAAUCUCCUCUCAUUUCCUUUGCCGCCGUCACCCUCAUCCUCCUCCUCUCCAUCUCCCACUUCCCCGGAGCUCUCUCUCAAUCCGUAAAAGACUGUAAACCGAAAUCCGACAACACAUGUAUCGACAAAAACAAAGCAUUAGAUCUCAAACUCAUAGCAAUCUUCACGAUCCUCAUAACCAGCUUAAUCGGCGUUUGCCUCCCCUUCUUCGCCCGUUCCGUUUCCGCUUUCCAACCGGAGAAGUCUCUCUUCCUCAUCGUCAAAUCCUUCGCCUCAGGAAUCAUCCUCUCUACUGGUUUCAUGCACGUUUUGCCUGAUUCUUUCGAUAUGCUCUCUUCUCCUUGUCUUAACGAUAACCCCUGGCACAAGUUUCCUUUCACUGGUUUUGUCGCCAUGAUCUCCGCCGUGUUCACACUCAUGGUUGACUCUAUCACCACCAGCGUUUUCACCAAGUCGGGCAGGAGGGACAUGCGCGCUACGGAUACUGCUGAUGUGGCGUCCGCUGAGACUCCUGACCAAGAGACGGGGAGCGUGCAGGUUCACGUGUCUCAUCAUGGUCAUGGUCAUGGUCAUGGUCUUCAUCAUAAUCUUCAUGGAGAUAAUGAUAAGGAACUUGGUUCUCAUUUACAGCUUCUCCGAUAUCGUGUUAUUGCCAUUGUAUUGGAGCUAGGAAUAGUGGUGCACUCGAUAGUGAUAGGACUAUCAGUAGGAGCCACUAACAAUACGUGCACCAUCAAAGGCCUCAUCGCUGCUCUUUGUUUCCACCAAAUGUUCGAAGGCAUGGGUCUCGGUGGCUGCAUCCUUCAGGCAGAGUACGGGUGGGGAAAAAAAGCUGUGAUGGCUUUCUUUUUCGCGGUGACAACGCCUUUUGGAGUGGCUCUAGGGAUGGCUUUAUCUAAAACGUACAAAGAGAAUAGCCCUGACUCUCUCAUUACGGUUGGACUUCUCAACGCUUCCUCGGCCGGACUACUCAUCUACAUGGCUCUAGUGGACCUUCUCGCCGCUGAUUUUAUGGGCCAGAAGAUGCAACGGAGCAUCAAGCUUCAGUUAAAGUCAUACGCUGCCGUUUUGCUUGGUGCCGGUGGCAUGUCCGUCAUGGCUAAGUGGGCUUGAAUCUUGAUCUACAUCACUAUGAGACACAUAUAGCAUAUAUAUACAUAGUUGAUGUAAAUAAAACCGUAUUAUCCAAGUUAUGUGAUCAGUUUCUCAAAAACUAAGUUAACGAGAUCAAAUAUUGGGUAAUAAAAUCACAUUUAUGAUUUGCUCUGUUU
Molecule: messenger RNA, 1331 nt
Organism: Thlaspi arvense
Lineage: Eukaryota; Viridiplantae; Streptophyta; Magnoliopsida; Brassicales; Brassicaceae
Source: the annotation of a GenBank genome assembly